Messenger RNA from Chironomus riparius, 910 nucleotides. NCBI's taxonomy places the organism in Eukaryota, Metazoa, Arthropoda, Insecta, Diptera, Chironomidae. The record is from the annotation of a GenBank genome assembly.
CAUAAAUCCAUAUAAAUUACAUCUUUCGGCCAAUCUCUUCCAAAUUAUGUCAGUUUCCUUCCGAAAAUGCUUACUAGAACCAAAAUUAUUUAAGAAUCUAGCUAAAUCCACAUCAAUUGCAUCCUCAAAGUUCACAACACAUCAAUCAAACCAAAGGCAAGUCCCAAAAUGCACCUACGUCCUCUCACCAACUCAAUGGCUCAAAAACAAGAUAAACUUUCAAAUCUUAAAGUUGCAUGAUAAAGAUUUCAAUGAAAAGGAAUUUACGGCUGGUGCCAAGCAGGCUGCACUAGUAAUCCUAGAAAUAGCUCGAACACGCAAUGCUGCACAGCUAGCAAGAGUAUCAACACUUCGAGGCUUUUCAAGAAUCUUCAAAGACAUGCUCGCAUCCAAAGAUGAUCCAAGAAGGAAGCUCCUUUAUUUCAACAGUCAGGAUAUUCAAAAAAUCAUCACAACUGAUGUUCAAAUUGCAGAAUCGGAUGUAAAGUUUCUGUGCCUUAUUGAAGUCUUCUUCGUAUGUGUCAAGUACCUCGAUGACGUCAUCAAAAUGUAUGAAGUAUCAAAUCCUAAUGUUAGCUUGAAAAUUUAUCAAGACAUAAAGGAGGUUGAGAAAUUAUUGAAGAAGAAAAAUUACACCGAAAAAUCUCAAGUUCCAACAGAAGAGAAGUUAUUAGUCACUGAAGGAUAUUUCCACUUGUGUACCAGUUUUCCAAAGCAGCAACAACUGGAUGAGGAUGAGAAUGAAUGGAAAAUCGAUCAUUUUAAAAUAUCUGAGUUUAAUAUUGUUCGAUUUAAAGACAGUUUUGGGAAAUAGGAAGGCUUGAUUUGAAGUUUCGAGAAGAUCUGAAUAAAACUAAGUUUCCCUAACACACAAAGAGCAUGCUCUUGUUCAAGAGUACGGUUGAGAAGA